AAAAGAAUCUGUCACAUUUGACGUAAGAAAUAUAAAAAAAAAACUUCCUUGGCCACUCGCAGUUUUGUCUUUUCCAAUUUGAUUUUUUGAAACCAAAAUUCAUUUUUUGUGUUAAAUUCGAUUCAAUCCAAAAGCCACAGCAAUGCCGGAAGCUCGUAGUCCUAUGGAGGCUUUUGCCAAUUCGGUUUUGGGCAUGAUUGAUGGACCAAUUACUUGGUUUAAGGAAUCAAUUGUUGAACCAAAUCAACAAAAGUAUCCUUGGUACCAUGAGAAAUUCCGUCGUGUGCCAACCAUCGAUCAGUGCUACACUGACGACGCUGUCUGCCGCUUCGAAGCCGAUCAACAAUUCCGUCGCGAUCGCAUGGUUGACAAUGAAGUUCUAAAUGUUCUUCGUCAACGUUUUGAAGAUUGUGUUCUUUACGAGUCACCCGAUCAUAUGGUCAAAUGUCGACCAGUUUUAGAUGAUUUGGAAAAGGCUCAAGAGAAUUGGUUUAUCAAAUAUGGUGAUUUAGGAGCAUAUGCAAAUGCCAAGAGUUGUUACAUGAAACAAAAGCAUCGAUUAAUCUGGGAACGUCGUCAUGGACCCGUUGGUACUGGCAUGAAGACAUCCGAAGAAGAACAUCAUUAACCGAAAAACUCCAAAUGUGAUGGAAUCACAAAAAAUAAUAAGAAAAACAAAACGAAACAUCUUAAGAAAUUGUAUGGCAUUCUUUUGGGAUGAAAAACCUUAUAUAAUAUUAAAAAUGCAAUUGCUAGAAAUUCCAAGGUGA
Episyrphus balteatus (marmalade hoverfly) is the source of this 770-nucleotide messenger RNA. RefSeq names its product NADH dehydrogenase [ubiquinone] 1 beta subcomplex subunit 10 (gene ND-PDSW). Bases 143 to 628 code for a protein of 161 amino acids. The record is from RefSeq and is a predicted model, not a curated record. The transcript has 4 exons. NCBI's taxonomy places the organism in Eukaryota, Metazoa, Arthropoda, Insecta, Diptera, Syrphidae.